CUGAAGUAAACAUUUCAACAUGCUAGCUACAGGAAGUUUGUCUCUGCUACUCAUCUCAUUUCUGUUCUGCUUCUGUUUCUAUAACCCCUCACACGCUUUUUCACUGAAAAACUGCAUAAUUCCCUAUCCUCAAGAGGAAAAUAACACAUCCAUUGUAUGCACAGACCGUGACCUCACUGCUAUUCCAGAUGACAUUCCCAGAAAUGUAACAUCACUGAAUCUCUCUUCAAAUAAGAUUUCAAACAUCACCUGCAAAGAUUUAAGAGGUUUAUCUAAGCUCAAACUUUUAUACGCUGAAAGUAAUGUGAUUGUACACAUUGAUGAUGGAGCUUUUGCAGACUUGGCAGAGUUAACGGUUUUAGUCUUGGCUAGAAAUAACCUCUCAAAGGUGACAGAAAAUAUGUUUCGGGGUCUUUCACAAUUAAAAGAAUUAUCUCUGAAUAACAACCUGAUCUCAUCCAUCUCGCAGGCGGCCUUUCAGUCCCUGGUCAGCAUAACCUCAGUAGAUCUCAGCUACAAUUCUCUGUCUGAAAUUGCAAUUAUUGCUCCAGUAUUAACACUUCCACAUUUACAAAAUUUGUACAUUGGAGGAAAUGAUUUUACUUCUUUCCAGUCCUCUGAGCUGCCUUUAAAUAGAUCAAACCUUAGGGAACUUGAUAUAAUUUGGUGUAAACUCAGAAAGUUCAGUAUUACAAAAGACAUGUUUCCUCAUCUGCAGUUACUGGACUUCAGGAGAUGUAAUAGUAAGAUUGAAUGGAAUGUAACAAAUAAAACAUUCUUGAGGAGCCUAACUUCACUCUACUUGGAUGGGAAUAAUGUUACUUUUGAGGCAUACAGCGAGAUGCUAAAGACUGCUGACUCACUUAAACAUCUUAAACUGUACUUCAUGCAAAUUCCAAUAAAACUUGGUCUUAUAGACAUCGCCUGCCAGAUUCCUUCUCUACACAUUCUCGAUAUAGGGAAUAGCAAAAUUAGCCACGCAAAUGAUAACCUGCUGCGGUCUUGCUCCCAACUUACUCACCUUAGGUUACCUUUUAAUAAGAUGGAAACAAUGUCUGAUCAUGCACUCCAAUCAAUGACACGGCUCAAACACCUGGACCUCCAAAAGAACGUUCUAUCCAAAGUGCCGGUUGCUCUCAGAGGACUCUCCACAUUGGAAGUUCUGGACCUGAGCUUCAAUGUCAUCAGCGAACUCACCAGCUCUGACUUUAAUAAUCUGAGGGCACUCACACACCUCAAUCUAAACCACAAUCGUAUUUCCCGAAUCACACCGCAUAUUUUUCAAAAUCUGCCUCAUUUGAAAGUCCUGAAAAUAGAAACAAAUGGAAUUUUUUCUUUUAAGCAGAGCUUCAAAGGAAAUUUAGAAAGACUAAAAGAUUUGUAUUUGAACAACAACAGUUUGACAGAUUUCCAGCAAGGAGACUUCAAAAAACUCCAUUCCCUCGAUCACUUGGAAUUACAAUCAGACGACAGUUGCAUUGAUCAUUCGGGAAUAUUUGAAGAACUUAAAAGUCUCCAAACUCUUAAAGUGUCAUGUAGGGGUUACGUAAAAGAGUAUUUUAGGGGACUAACAAACUUAAAUACUCUGGUCUUCCAUAUUACCAAAAAUCAGAACAUACAACAUCAUGCACAUCCUUUCUCAUAUUUAACCAAACUGAAGAAACUUAUUAUCUUUGAUAAAAGGGAAACUCACGAGGAUAUUCCGUCAGACGUACUUAAUGGUCUGACAUCUUUAGAGUACUUACGGAUGGAGAAAUUUUUUAUGGGGUCAUUGCACCCCGAAACAUUUAAAUACACCCCCCAGCUAACGUCUCUGAAGAUAUCUAAUAGUGAGAUUUCAAAUUUAACAUCUGAAGUGUUCUGGCCUGUCCCAAACCUGACAAUGCUCGAUCUCUCUAACAACAAACUCAGAUCUUUGGAUUUCCUGGCUGACGCCAAACUGCUGGCACUCACCUGGCUGAAACUCAGCGACAAUACAUUGACACUAGUCAGUCAGAAUGUGAUCAACUCCCUCCCUGCUUUAACCUAUCUGGAUCUAGCUUCCAACCGUCUAACGUGUGAAUGCUCUAGCAUUGAAUUUAACGAGUGGAUUCAAAGCAUCAACCAGACACAGGUCGUUAAUGCUCAUCAGUAUACUUGUGCAUUUCCUGUUAGCCAACAGGGGAAAAAAUUCCUGGACUUUGAUAUCGACUCCUGUCGGAUGGAUGCUAAUUUUCUCUGCUUCAUUUCUAGCUUUUUUCUAGUUGUGCUUACUCUUCUUAUAUCCUUCAUUUACCACUUCCUGAGGUCACACCUCACCUAUGCCUACUACCUCUUCCUGGCCUUUCUCUAUGAUAAUAAGAGGAGGAAGAAAGGUAUUCCUCACAGCUACGAUGCCUUUGUCUCCUACAAUGUUCAUGAUGAAGCUUGGGUUUACGGAGAGUUGCUUCCAGAGCUGGAGGGUCAACAGGGCUGGAGACUCUGUCUGCACCACAGAGACUUUGAACCAGGUAAGCCCAUUGUAGAAAACAUCACAGAUGCCAUCUAUAACAGCAGGAAGACUAUCUGUGUGAUCAGCCAGCACUACCUGCAGAGUGAGUGGUGCUCCAGAGAGAUCCAGAUGGCCAGCUACCGUCUGUUUGAUGAACACAAGGAUGUGUUGAUCAUGGUGUUUCUGGAGGAGAUACCAGCCAAGCAGCUGUCUCCGUACUACCAAAUUAGGAGUCUGGUGAAGAAGCGCAGCUACCUGAGUUGGCCACAGGCUGUUCAGCACACUGGAGUCUUCUGGCAGAAAAUACAACAAGCUCUCAAGAGAGAAGAAACCCCUGCUGAGCACAGGCGCCUCCUCACUGGACACCAGAGAGUCAUCCAGUGAAAUUUAACCCAGGUGGAAAAAUCACAGAUUGUAUAUAUCAAUCAGUCAAUCGAUCGAUUGAUCCUUUAUUUGUCACAUGCAAAGUUAGGCAUACAUUUUGCGUGUUACACGUACAGUUACCUGCAGUGAAAUUGGACCCCUUCUGACCAUACGUACAUAGCACAAACAUCACAUUAUUGCAAACAAACUGCAUUCCAAUUUCACAGUUGAUCUAAUAUCCAUCACUGGUCACCAGGUUUAUCAAUCCCGUUGAAGAACCGUGAGCUUCUCCAAGAUCUUAUCCAUGUUGUGUUCAAUAAACACAGACUGAGUACUCACAAACGCUUCCCAUCGCUUCAAUCAUAGUGUCUGGUGGAAUUUCCUGGAGUGCCAUCUGCUAUUUACCAUUUUAUUCUUGCCAUUAAAGUGUUAAAAAAACUUUUUUAUCGUUGAGAUGCUUGAAAAAAAUGCUAUGAUAAUAUGUGUUAUAACAUAGUCACAUGGUAAAGCUGUAAUAAAGGCAAAACAAUGGUUUUACAUGACAGUAGUUGCAUGUUUCAUUUAUUACAUCAUUUACAGUGUUUCCAUUAACAGCACCAAAAGUGUUUUUAAAAAAAAAACAAAAAAAAAACAUAACCAUAAAUGUCAUAAUGGUGUUGUUCUUUCCCCCCCCCCCCUAUAAAUUAUUGUGAUAGGCUAGGACAUUUGGAUCUCGUACUGUGCUUAAACCUAACUGCCCAGUAGCGACCAUAUUUAAGGUCAAUUUUAUUCUAAUUCAAGUUACUUUCAAAUCUGGGACUCUUCACCCACCUUUGACAAUUAGUAGGUGUUGGGGAUGAUAGCCACGCUUUCAGGUCAAAGUAUGUCACUUCUGUCACUGUUUACAGAUAAAUAUUUUAAAAAGAUAAUAAAAAAGCUAACGUUUUAUCAGACAAUAGCCAAUGGUUUUGAAACAACUCGAGAAAAUCUGUUCCCUCUUUAAUUCUCCACAAAGAAGUCUUACCUGUGUUCUCAAACUUGAUAGGCCAGUACAACUCAAACAAAAAGGCUACCGAAAGGAUUGUCUUUGCGUACAGAUCCUGCAUAUUCGCGUGUGUGUUAGUCACCUAAAAAUUAAAUACUAACAAAACAGCUUUUUGUGUGGGGCCUGCUGACAGCAGUCUCCAGCUACAUCAGUGGUUCUCAGAUGAUGUGCUGAAGCCUUGGAAUUUUUAUUUUUUAUAAUUAACACAACAUUUAUAAUUAAGUAUAUAUUCAUACUUUCCAGACACUCAUUUGCCAACACUGAAUUUAACAGAAGAAAAUGAAAAAAUAAAAAAGUCUGAGUUUUUGGUUUGUAAGUCCGGAAACAGAAUCACAAAGGGUCUGAUUGUGUGAAUAAAAAAAGUAUUAGUUUAUUAUUUCAAACAGAUACUUUUAAGUGCAACUGUGCAAUUCAUAUACUCAUAAAAAGGAAAGGAACAGCCAACUUUACUUCAGACUGAAGCCGUAGUCGCACAGAAAAACAAGGCUGAGCUCGUGAUGCAUAUUCUUUAAUGUGUGAUAAAAUUGUGUUUUCAGCCACUAACUCUGCUCAUAUUCUUCCAAAACACUGCACAUACAAUAUUGGAACACAUCGUAAUUGUCUAAAUGCCUCAGAGAAGUCAGAAUCCAGAUUACUAACUUUCAGACUAACUCAUCCUGACUUGUCAUUUCUGUUUCCAGGAAUUGACUGGCUGGAUAGAGAUUUGACCAUUGUACAGGAGAAGGGUGAAUUGUUGGUCCAAUACAUCCAUUAAUAGAAACUUUUAACUAUGGAAUUAAAAGUAAUGGACAUGGUCGUUGUUUGUGCACUGCAACUUGGAAACAAAGCCAGAGAAGAUUACUUGCUCCCCUCACCUGUUACUCUCUACUCAUAUUGGGCUUCAAGGAUUCUGGAAAUCUGUUUUCUUAAGCUGUAGUUGUAAAGAUGCAACCUUGGCUCUGACAUGACUGGAGAAAAAUUAGUUCCCAGAAACAGGAAGGAUUUGGAAAUAUGUUCAUUUUAUGACACAAAAGAAAGAGGAAACUGGCUGGAAAUGUCUAUUUUUAAUGGUUUCGCUUGCUAUUGUGUUAAAUAUUGCAAGAAAAUGGAAAUUAAAAAAAAAAAAAAAACUGCUCAAGAGGAUGGAAGCAUUAAUCUCUUUGUAAGUUAUUGGUGCAGCCCUCCGGUGUGCAGUAUCUUAGCUGUUCCUAAGACUGGGCUCUUCUAGACAGAGAUCUUGGAUGUUGUUCCUGGGAUCUACUGGAACCACUCGCCUAGCUUGGGAGUCACUGCACCUAGUGGUCCGAUUACCACUGGGACAGGGGUUGGCAACCCGCGGCUCUUUCAUCCUUAUACUGCGGCUCCGUGUGGCUUGGGAAAAUAAAUUAGAAGUAUUUAAUUGAAGUAUAUUUUAUUUGUGUUAGUUCUUUUUUUUAAAAAAAUUGUAGAUCUAAAUUGGAAGAUUAUUGUGAUCUUGAAAUAUUAAAAUAAAAUAAAAUUUUAUUAUUAUUUUUUGUCGCUCAAAAUAAGCGUCAUACUUCAUAACAGAAGGCCGGUCUCAUUCAGAAUCACAAAUGGAGUGGUAUUGAGAACCUUCCAAGACCAGACAAACGUGUUUGAAACAUUGAAUGCCAUCCCCGACACAUAAACAUGAAGAAAUAUGCAUUCGGAGUCAUCUUGAUCUUUGGAUCCACAUACUAUAUGAGCAGCUAUUCUCCACCAUGAACUAUGUUAAAAACAAAACAGCGCUUAUGCCUCACAGACGACAGCUUACAGUCCUGAGCAUAAGAGAGCCUUUGGCAGUGACUGACUUUAGAAAUUGAAGCAGAUGACUUUUUCCUGGAGGACGUGUGCACUACCUCAUACUCAAGAGGGCAACUGCACAAAAGAUUUGGCAGCAGUGACAUCAUAUUUGAUAAAAACAUAACUACCAGCAUGGUAGUUCUCCACAAAGAAAAUGAGGAGAAAUACUGACUUCUCAGAAAAGCUGUCAUCACACCGUGUCUCUACUGCAGACACAUCUCCAGGGGCAAAGCUUCACUCAGACAUACACAGACACACCUCAAGGCACCAGUUCCUCUCCAGAGACGGCUGGUUGUGUCAGUCAACAGCCAUACUUGAAGUGACGGCACACAAGUGUGUAUGUAAGUGUUUGUGUGUGUCAGUGAGUGAGAGACAUAGAUGUUAGGUGUGCCUUGACGUUUGUUUGCAGGUAAAUUCAAGAUGCAGGUGCUGGUCCCAUGAAAUCACACAGUGCACGAAGACAAGCAAGAAAAAGUGAGGAGAACUGUUCAUUUCACUUCCUUUUGUAUCAUUACCGCUCAGUAAUAACCAUGGAUCUUAAAAAUUCACAUAUGUUGUGGAGAAUGAAGAAGUUUCAGCAGCUGUAGCAAAAGGGUUUGUCCUUUUAGGAAGUUCACAUUUUGAGCCAGACCUAUUGCAAGAAAAUGGAAGUUAAUGCUUCCAUCCUCUGGACUUCUUUCUUUUUUUUCCUCUUUAUAAGCUUAUUAGUCCAGCACUCCCAAACAAUCCCAGUUUCUCAUGGGAAAAUUAUUUUCCCACCUCUAAUGGUGUAUAAACUAGUGGUAAAUUAAUCGAUUGUAAACGUAAUUGUAAAAAAAACCCAAAUCUUCAAACUUCUAAAGUUCUGAAAGAUUCACUGAGCUUUAAGUCAUUUACCUGGCAAUAUAUGCAUGUCAUUUGUCGCCUUCUUUAUUAGCAGGUAAAAUGUCAUCAGUACCUUUUUUUACUCGCACAAUGUGAUGCUUAAUGGGGCACAGGUGGACUAAAGCUCAAAUUGAUAUAAACUAAAUGACAACAAAAAAAAAUUAUAUAUAUAUAUAUAUAUAUAUAUAUAUAUACACACAUACACACAUAUAUAUAUACGUAUUUCACUUGUGUGUGUAGGUGGCGGACACCAUGACCACAUUCGUGCGGAGAUGAAUUUGCUGAAGCCAGAAGAGAAAUGAGGAGGUAAAAACUGAAAGUAUAACACCAUCUACUGGCUAACAUGAAGCAAAUAAUAAAAGGAGUGCUGGCUUUUUCCUAGUUAAAGACUUAAUUCCAGGACAGUUGUCAGUUGUGCUGCCUUGAUGUCAUACAAUCAUUGGUGCUUUUUUUGCCAUUUUAACUUAUUUAAGAUGAGAAAAAAGUUUUGUUUCCUGUUUGCAUCUUUUCAUACUGGGUAAGACACUUAACAUCAAGUAGUGAAUUAGUAAAGGUGAACACAAGUUAUAGUAAAAUGCUAUCCAAUGACAUCCAAAAUUCUUAAUGUUUACCUUGAAUAGAUUUAAAUUAUUUUCUUCUUGCAGAGGUUUCCUUACAGAGCAGCAAUAAGGAAUGCCUGAUUCUGUAUUACCUGAAGACCAGUGGAAACCAACCAGCUGCCAUGCUGAAUCUUGAGGAAAGCUAUGACUAGAGUUUCUUUGUAGUUCUGUACGGUUUCUGUUCUACUUCCAGUCUUAAAAUUGAACUACCAAAAACAAGUCAAACCACCACCUUGAAGUUUCAAUGUACAACAGAAACCAAAUAAAGUCUAUGGUUCUUGUUCAUUAACUUUGUUUGAAAAGCAUAAAAAUGAGCUUCCAUUUAUUUUCAUCUGAAACA
Messenger RNA from Pelmatolapia mariae (spotted tilapia), 7442 nucleotides. Its product is annotated as toll-like receptor 13. Bases 20 to 2854 code for a protein of 944 amino acids. The transcript has 3 exons. Gene Ontology annotation, cellular component: plasma membrane. Gene Ontology annotation, molecular function: transmembrane signaling receptor activity; protein binding. NCBI's taxonomy places the organism in Eukaryota, Metazoa, Chordata, Actinopteri, Cichliformes, Cichlidae. The record is from RefSeq and is a predicted model, not a curated record. Gene Ontology annotation, biological process: toll-like receptor signaling pathway; inflammatory response; immune response.